Molecule: messenger RNA, 2482 nt
Organism: Hypoxylon fragiforme
Lineage: Eukaryota; Fungi; Ascomycota; Sordariomycetes; Xylariales; Hypoxylaceae
Product: amino acid transporter
Exons: 8
Coding region: 507-2183 (558 amino acids)
Biological process (GO): transmembrane transport
Cellular component (GO): membrane
Molecular function (GO): transmembrane transporter activity
Source: RefSeq, a predicted model, not a curated record
CGGCGGUUCAGAUAUGAUAGGUAUUCCAUCUCGCUACAUCCGAAGCCCGAGCAAAUCAACCAACAUACAUAUCUCCCUUAGGUAGGUAGUAAAGUAAGUAAGCAGUAAAAAGCACGAAAACCCAAAAUGCACAAAGGCAAGGCAGCCGAGACAAUGUAGAGCCGCAGCUGCCGCUGUCGCCGAUGCCCCAGCUACUGUAGGGAGUGGCGCCCACGUUCUGUGUCAAUGGUCUUUUGUCUUGCACGCGGGCUUUUUCUAAGAAAUACACGCAGACACACAGAGAUCGCCACACUUCUUUCUUUGAGCCAACGCCCUAUAUUUCUCACCCACGUUUUCUAUGUCCUUAAUUAGCCCAGGAAGCUCAAUAUCAGGGUCAAUCUAUACCUUCUGGGACUUAGGUACCUGAAGACACAACUUAGACGGGUUGGGGUUGCGUAUUUAACCCAGGGAGUACGUACAGAAGCCGGCCGGCCAAUGAGAGGCGCAAAAAGCGAAACAUCGAAAAGAUGUCGAAAGACUAUGAGAUGAGCAGCUUCAAGCGCCGCGAUGACGAUGAUAUCGGGCCAAAGUCCACGUCAGCGGAUAUCAUCAAUGCGGACACAUUCUCGGCUGAGGAGGAACCAUUGUCGGCGGGUCGCCGGACUAAGCUUCUGAUCGAGAAUGAUAAUCAGACGCUGUCGCGCCUGGGGAAGGUGCCGGUGCUUAAGCGCAACUUUGCCCUGAUGUCCAUGUUAGGGUUUAGCUGCACGGUGAUGAAUACCUGGGAAGGAGAACUCGUACUAUUUCUUCUGUCGUAUGAGAAUGGAGGCUCCGCGGGCUCGAUCUACGGCUACAUAAUCGUCUGGAUUGGUACCUUGUGUGUGUUUGCAAGUAUGGGUGAACUUGCGUCAAUGGCACCGACGUCGGGGGGCCACUACCACUGGGUAUACAUGCUAGCACCAACCAAGUCACGCAAGUUCUUGAGUUACUUCAUCGGCUGGUUAACAGUAAUCGGCUGGCAAGCCGCCGUCGCGAGCCUCGGCUUCCUCGCCGCCGGCCUAAUCCAAGGUGUCGCCGUGAUGGGCAACGCGAACUACACGCCGCUAGCCUGGCAAAAGACGCUCUUACUAUGGGCGUCGAUCGCGUUCGCCGUCUUCGUCAACACGGUCGUCAGCAGCGCGCUGCCCAAGAUCGAGGGGCUCGUCCUCAUCCUGCACGUGCUCGGCUUCUUCGCCAUCCUCAUCCCCUUGGUGUACCUGAGCCCCCACGGCAGCGCGAGGGAGGUCUUCACGGUGUUCUCGAAUGAGGGCGGCUGGCCGACGCAGGGGCUCGCGUUUAUGCUGGGCAUGAUUGCGUCGGUGUUUAAUUUUCUUGGUGCCGAUGGUGCUGUACAUAUGUCCGAAGAGAUCCAAAACGCCGCCAUCAUCGUCCCACGCGCCAUGGUUUUGACCAUCGUCCUAAACGGCGCCCUCGGUUUCGGCAUCCUAGUCGCCAUAUUAUUCUGCGUCGGAGACGUCGACGCCAUCCUCGAGUCUCCCACGGGCUACCCCUUCAUGGCUAUCUUUGAGCAGGGCGUCGGUUCGGAGCGCGGCGCGCAGACCAUGGCAUCCAUCCUGGUGAUCCUCAAUCUCUGCGCCACCGUCUCCCUGGUCGCUUCGGCGUCCCGGAUGACCUGGUCCUUUGCGCGGGAUAGGGGGUUGCCGGGGUGGUUCUACAUUAGCAAGAUCGAGCCCCGGACCUCCAUCCCCGUGAUCGCCAUCGCCCUGACAACCGUGAUCUCCUACCUGCUCGCGCUCAUCAACAUCGGCUCCUCCGUCGCCUUCAACGACAUCGUCUCGCUCGCCAUCAACGGGCUGUACGGCUCGUACCUCAUCGGCAACAGCCUGCUGCUCUGGCGGCGGCUCGCCGGCCACAUCCGCCCGUACAACCGGGACCACGAAGGGCUGACGAACGUGUCGCACGACAACCUGUCGUGGGGGCCGACGCGGAUCCCCGAGCCGCUCGGGAGCAUCGUCAACGCGUUCGGGUGCGCUUUCUUGCUUGUGAUGCUGUUCUUUAGCUUCUGGCCGACGGCGAUCAAUCCGACGGCUAGCACGAUGAAUAUGAGCGCGUUGAUGGUGGGGGCGACGCUGAUUUGGUCGGUGGUGUACUAUGCUAUCUGGGCGAGGAAGGUGUAUUCUGGGCCGGUUAUUCAGGUCAGCUAAGCUAACUAGGUAGGUAGCUUGAACCUUUGGCCUUAAACUGUUGUUUAUAUGAGCUGCGGCUCUGAAUUCGCCAAGCAUUUCCCCCCUAUUUUAGCCUCAUUGGCUCAGUUCAAAAUAGCAACAGCUCAAGGACACUCAGGGGGGGGGGGGGCAUUAUAACACACAUGUAUAUAAGAAUGUUACGAUUAUCUACAGCACCUUGUUUAUAUAGUUUAGAGAUACUUCAUCAGGGGCCAAAAUAGGAGUUAUCAACGCCUUCCAAGGUUCUAACAGAUCCAAUCCAUUCAUUCGUAAAAAAU